CAGCAGACAUGGACACUACCUCUCUUCUCGUCGUCCUUUCGCUGAUUCUUCUCGGGUAUCUCUACCUCAGAAGGAGGAAGCUCUACGCCAACCUUCCCCCAGGACCCUGGAGUGUACCCAUUCUCGGAAGUCUGCCUUUCUUAGGUAAAGACCUCCGAAUGGAGGCGAUGCGGAUGUCCAAGGAAUUCAACUCCGACCUCAUUACGAUCAGUCUGGGACAACAACUCUGCAUACUACUUAAUUCGUUCGAUUCGAUAAAGGCGGCGCUGUCAGGCGAGGAUUUCUUGGACAGACCCAACAUCGUCUUCUUCCUGUAUCUCAACAAAAAAGGUAUUGGCAGCGCUAAUGGCCAACUAUGGAAAGAACAUCGCCGGCUCUCGCUCUCGGUGCUACGAGAUAUGGGCAUGGGCAAGAUGGCCGCCGAAGAGAAAAUCGAAGAGGAAAUCCAUCAACUCAUCGACGAAAUUGGGAAGAAGGGAGGCAGGAGUUUCGAGAUCGGUCCAUUACUAAGCAUGGCGACUGCAAACAUAAUCUUGGCGAUUUUGGCUGGCCAGAGGUAUGACUAUGAGGAUCCGGAAGUUCUAUAUUUCGUCACGCGAUUCAAAGAAAACCUCACUCUGAUGCCGAGCGAAUCCUUGCUGAGUAUAUUUCCGUCAUUGCGCCACAUACCGGGAGACCUCUUCAACUAUGCCACGAUCAAGAAGAACGUUCGGGCCAUGCAGGGCUUUGCGGUGAAACACAUCAACGAGCACAAGAAGCGCUUUGAUCCUGAUAAUAUUGCUGAUUUCCUCGAUGCCUACAUUGCUGAGAAAGAAAAGCAGGACAAAGAAGGAUCCAAACAACACAUUUACAGAUGAGCAACUGAAGAAUGUUAUCUUCGAACUCUUCGGGGCCGGAAGCGACACUACCGCCACCACUCUAGAAUGGGCGAUACUACUCAUGGUCACUCAUCCUGAAAUACAGCGGAAGAUCCAAUCAGAAAUCGACGAUGCCAUCGGAGACGAACGAUUCCCGACCAUGAAAGACCGCCGAAGUCUUCCUUUCACCGAAGCCGCUGUGCUCGAAAUACAACGUUUCGCCACAAUUUUGGGCUUCGGUCUUCCGCACUGCAACCUGUUCCGAGAUGUAUCGUUCCAGAAUUUCACAAUCCCCAAAGGCACCAUAAUGAUGCCAAAUAUCUGGGCCGUACACAGGGACCCGAAGAUUUGGAAGAACCCUGAUGCUUUCGAUCCCAGCAACUUCCUGGAUGACAAAGGUGGAGUUGUUCACAAACCCGAACUCAUACCUUUUGCUAUCGGUCGGCGUCAAUGCCCAGGCGAAGGACUUUCGAAAAUGGAGAUAUUUCUCGUCUUGGUGGCGCUUCUUCAGAGGUUUACGUUUACGAAACCAGAGGGCGCUGCACCUCCAAGUCUUGAAGGGGUGUUCGGUGUGACGAACGUGCCAGCCCCAUUUGAGAUGUGCGUGAGGCCGAGAUCGACGGGCUAACCAUUGACUCUCAGAGUGAUGGGCGAUCGUAUAAUGAAGAUGCCGCGUGAUUUUUUAGUCACACUGUAUACUUUUCAGAAUAAAGCUGAUAGUGAUUUUCGAAAUAAAAGAUAGUUUGCAGGGUGAUUGAUAUAUAAUAUACAUGUAUAUACUAUAAAAACCAAGUUUUAGCAAAUUCGUAUGCAUAGCCUAAUA
Messenger RNA from Lineus longissimus, 1680 nucleotides. RefSeq names its product cytochrome P450 18a1-like. Gene Ontology annotation, cellular component: intracellular membrane-bounded organelle; cytoplasm. The coding region runs from base 9 to 857 and encodes 282 amino acids. The transcript is spliced from 5 exons. Gene Ontology annotation, biological process: xenobiotic metabolic process. Gene Ontology annotation, molecular function: steroid hydroxylase activity; oxidoreductase activity, acting on paired donors, with incorporation or reduction of molecular oxygen, reduced flavin or flavoprotein as one donor, and incorporation of one atom of oxygen; iron ion binding. The record is from RefSeq and is a predicted model, not a curated record. NCBI's taxonomy places the organism in Eukaryota, Metazoa, Nemertea, Pilidiophora, Heteronemertea, Lineidae.